Pyrus x bretschneideri (Chinese white pear) is the source of this 1261-nucleotide messenger RNA. Its product is annotated as protein MIZU-KUSSEI 1-like. Gene Ontology annotation, biological process: hydrotropism. The transcript has a single exon. Bases 443 to 1147 code for a protein of 234 amino acids. Lineage: Eukaryota; Viridiplantae; Streptophyta; Magnoliopsida; Rosales; Rosaceae. The record is from RefSeq and is a predicted model, not a curated record.
UGUUGGUUUUAUUUUUCUUCAUGCCCUGGCCCUUCGUCUGCAAUCUGUGUGGUCCGACCUCUACUUAUCUUAUCACAUUCAACCCCCUCCCCUUUUCAUCACUAAACUUUGUCAUAUCACUCUUUACUAUUUAGUCCCAUUAAGUUCCCCCUCCCUUAACCAACUUGAAAAAUAAAACAUAAAAAUUGAAUUCCCUUUCCAAACUUCAAAGAUUCCAAUCACGUAAACUUAAACUAACCCCGAAACGACGCCGUCCAACAGAAAGUAUCCAAACACAAACAUAACCAAAUGACUGACCAAACUAAAUUUUGAAGUCCUAUUUUCUCCAACCUUCCACUCUCUAUAUAUAUUUCCAAUUAGCGUACAUUUUCAAACACUCAUAUCUAAUAUACCCCUUCUUGUAUUUGUUGAAUUGAUUUCUGAACCACAAACCCUAGCCACAAUGCCUUCUGUGCACUCUAGCCCCUUCUACCACUUAGAGAACUCAGCCAUAUUUAACCUAAUCCGGCACGGUCAUACGCCGGGCCAAAAACGUUCAUCGAAAUCUUCAUCCGGAGGUCUUCUCAAGAUGUUCAAGCUCUUCCCCAUGUUGACGUCAGGCUGCAAAAUGGUUGCUUUGCUAGGCAGACCCCGAAAGCCGUUACUAAAGGAUCAUGCCACAACAGGUACAAUUUUCGGGUAUCGAAAAGGGAGGGUGAGCCUAGCAAUACAAGAAGACCCUCAUUGCAUGCCACUCUUUGUGCUCGAGCUGCCAAUGCACAGUAGUGUGUUUCACAAAGAAAUGGCGUCAGAUAUAGUCCGAAUCACGCUGGAGAGCGAGACGAAGACGCACAAGAAGAAGCUGACGGAGGAGUUUGUGUGGGCUGUGUAUUGCAAUGGAAGAAAGGUAGGGUAUUCUAUUAGGAGGAAGCAAAUGUCGGAGGACGAGCUUCAUGUUAUGCAAACUUUGAGGGGUGUUUCGAUGGGGGCAGGGGUUCUUCCAUGCCCUUCUGAUCAGAAGGAGUACGCAGGAGAUGGGGAAUUGACUUACAUAAGGGCAAGGUUUGAGAGGGUGGUUGGAUCAAAGGACUCUGAAGCUUUGUACAUGAUUAAUCCCGAUGGUGCUGCAGGGCCAGAAUUAAGUAUUUUCUUUGUAAGAGCUCAUUAGCUUAGCAAAAAAUUAUGUUCUGUUUUCAUUAAUUAAUAUAGGUUAUUUAAUGUAACUUUCUGUCUAUGUAAACUAAGGUUCUCAAAUUCAUGAAUUGAUUGUUUUUAACUUCAA